Messenger RNA from Dicentrarchus labrax (European seabass), 3081 nucleotides. RefSeq names its product myosin regulatory light chain interacting protein a (gene mylipa). Gene Ontology annotation, molecular function: ubiquitin-protein transferase activity. Gene Ontology annotation, cellular component: cytoskeleton. The coding region runs from base 152 to 1600 and encodes 482 amino acids. Gene Ontology annotation, biological process: ubiquitin-dependent protein catabolic process. NCBI's taxonomy places the organism in Eukaryota, Metazoa, Chordata, Actinopteri, Moronidae. The transcript has 7 exons. The record is from RefSeq and is a predicted model, not a curated record.
ACCACAGCUCCGCCACACGGAGUGGAAGGGUUGAGAAAGUGAAGAAGGCUUGAUGUAGGGGGUUUUCAGAGAAGGGCUCGAGAAUUGUUUUUUUUUAAAUUAUUUUUAAAUACGUGUGGCACACCAAAGAUUUAGAGGAGACACAGCCAAAAUGCUCUGCCACGUUACUCGUCCAGAUUCGGUGGUGAUGGAAGUGGAAGUUGACGCGAAGGCGAACGGUGAAGACUGUCUGAAUAAGGUUUGCAGAAAGUUGGGCAUAAUUGAAGUGGACUACUUUGGCCUGCAGUUCACAGGCAGCAAAGGAGAGAAUCUGUGGCUGAAUCUGAGGAACCGCAUCUGCCAGCAGAUGGAUAAUGUGGCACCCUGUCGGCUGAGGCUGCGCGUGAAGUUCUUCGUGGAGCCCCAUUUGAUUCUGCAGGAACAGACUAGACAUGUCUUCUUCAUGCACGUGAAGGAGGACCUCCAUAACGGUCACCUACGCAUGGGCUCAGAACAAGCGGAGGAGCUGAGUGCGCUUCUGGCACAGGCAGAGUUCGGUGACUACAACCAAAACACGGCCCAGUACUGGUACUCAGAGCUGUGUGGAGAGGAGCCCAGCACUGCCACUAUUGACAGCAUCAUAUCCAGACACAAGGCUCUCGAAGGUUCAAGCCAGGGCUCAGUGGAGUAUCAGGCCCUGCAGCUGGUCUCUUCUCUGGAGCAUUACGGGGUGGAGUGGCACUGGGUUCGCGAUGCAAAUGGCCAACGGUUGGCCAUAGGCGUUGGCCCUGAGGGCAUUGCCAUUUGCAAAGAGGACUUCAGCUUAGUCAACAGAGUAAGUUAUCCAGUCAUCCAGAUUGCCACCCAGUCGGGGAAAACCGUCUACCUGACGGUUACCAAGGACACAAGUGACAGCGUGGUGCUUCUGUUCAAGCUGAUCAGUAACCGGGCAGCCAGUGGCCUGUACCGGGCCAUUACAGAGACCCACGCCUUCUACAGGUGUGACACAGUUACAAAUGCAGUGAUGAUGCAGUACAGCAGAGACUUUAAGGGCCACCUAGCUUCACUUUUCCUCAAUGAAAACAUCAACCUGGGCAAGAAGUACGUUUUCGACAUCCGACGCACCUCAAAGGAAGUGUACGACCACGCCCGGCGUGCCCUCUACAACUCUGGUGUUGUGGACCUGGUGUCCCGCUCCGGCAAUGGCGAACGCUCUUCUCCUUCACGCUCCCCAAGCAGAGACGACCAGCAGGACGAGGGGCUGGACUGCGGCAGCUGCCAGCAGAGCCGAGCCCUACAGGAGCGGCUGCAGAAGCUCAGAGAGGCUCUGUUGUGCAUGCUGUGCUGCGAGGAGGAGAUAGACUCUGCGUUCUGCCCCUGCGGCCACAUGGUGUGCUGCCAGAACUGCGCAAACCAGCUCCAGUUGUGUCCUGUGUGUCGGUCGGAUGUUGAGCACGUGCAGCACAUCUACCUGCCCACCUGCACCAGCCUGCUGAACUUGACGCUGACCGACAACCACCAACACCGCAGCAGCAGCAUCCCCGCACCCAUCCACAGAGAGAUGGCUUCUCCUCACAGCUGCUCUGCCACAGAGUACGACCACAAGAUCUACCACACAUGAAAGACAACUCCACUAAACCCACCAAACUCCAUAAUGAACACUUCAAAGGAACAUUUUUCGUCCGUCUGUGUGUUUCCUGUCUGGACUCCUUGAACUACCAAACGUGUAGAAACUCCUGAGCAUAAUCAAAGAUCAACACACUCAAACUCCCUCAACUAGUGUGCGUUUUUGUGUGGUUUUUUUUUUUUUAUCGUUUAUUCACUUCGUCCAUUUGAACUGUCAGUUUGUCUGGUUGGUUCCGUGUCAUUCUGUCCAGAUCUUGUAUGUUUUUAUCAUUCUUCCCUGCCACGAUAUGAUUUUAGAUUAGGCUCUUAUUGUUAAAUUAUUGCAUCAGUUGAUCUGAUACAGAAUAGAAACAUUUGUUUUUGAACUACACUUUGAAUUUGUGUGUUGGUUGUUUUUCAUUUGCUCCAUAUCAGGCUCUUAGCCCCAGAACCCAAAACAUAUUAUGAACAUAAUGGUCUUUUUUUAAUGCUUCAUGACAUUUUAAAGCUUGUCUGUUUUUUGAUUUGAACAGCAUUUUAUGGUGUAAUGGAGUGAGAUGCAUUUUUUUUAAAAUAUUUUAUUUCUUAUGUUCAUGUUUUCCAUGCCAAUUAUGGGUAUUUGGAGGCUAAGCAGCACUGCUCUGGGUGUAGAAUUGCAUACUAAUAAGAAACACCAGGUCAUAAGGCCACCACGGUCCCGUUCUUGUGAUCAGUGGAUUAAAUGGGGUUCUUGAAUGUUCUUUUAAGCCCACCAGAACUAUGGUUAUAGACAUUAAAUGCAGUAUCUUAGUUACACUCCUACAACCUCCUUCACCUCGAAACGGGUCUUGUUGAUUAACUGCCACUUGUCCAAAACAAUGGGCCCAGUUUCAAAGACUGCUGCACUUCUUACAUUUUUAUCUCCUUGCCAGCAGAAAGUAAAGAAAUAUUACUACACAAGAAACCACAAGGUUGUAUACAAAACGGAGUAGGAACUUGGUCCUGCAGUAGCUGCUUCCUCUAAAAACCCUGCUAUAAAUUUAUUCUCUGGGGUUCACUAGUGAGUUCCUUUUUUGAUAUUUUUAAAGGGUACUAGGAGAUCUGUCUGUGCAAUACUUGCUUGCUUUUUGAAAAGCUUUUCAUUUAAAAGUUUUAUUUAAUUUCAAAGAUUAUUUAAAAAAACAAAAAAACUACAUUGUCACUUUACCAAGGAAGUUUUCCACGUCUGUAGGGGGUUCGGCCUUAAUGUAGCAGCAACACCGUGUUUAUAAUAAACUUUCCACAGACUUUUUUUCUGGUAAGAAAAGGAAAACUUUGUUUCUUUAAUGCUGACUCGAUUAAACUCAGUCACUGCAGGGGAAGGACUUUUAUUUUUCACAUUGUACAAGUAGCGAUUUGUUUCUGUUUUCUGAAGCAAAAGCCACUAUAUGCUCUGUAAAAUAACUUAGAAUUAAAUCAUUUUUAUAUAUUCUGUUUUUAACAAAAGAGAAAGUAUUAAUAAAGUUUUUUAAAAACAAA